Messenger RNA from Daldinia vernicosa, 1644 nucleotides. Its product is annotated as NUDIX hydrolase domain-like protein. Gene Ontology annotation, molecular function: 8-oxo-dGDP phosphatase activity. The record is from RefSeq and is a predicted model, not a curated record. The transcript has 2 exons. Bases 203 to 1147 code for a protein of 314 amino acids. NCBI's taxonomy places the organism in Eukaryota, Fungi, Ascomycota, Sordariomycetes, Xylariales, Hypoxylaceae.
CUCCUAUGUACUCCAAUAAUCUGCAGGGUUGUUCUUUGAAGCAUAAAUCACGUUACGCAAGAUAUAUACUAUACUUAGAGCAAGAUCAUUGCCUACUUGAUCUAACAGGAACUCUCCUUACCUUGGAGUUUUGCGGUCGGUUCUCCGGCUAAUAUUAUUGACAAGGUUCACCAAUAAGUCCCACGAGCCAGACCCCAGAACAAUGGCUAGUGAGGGGAGGACAUACCUCUCCUUGCUUCAAGCGUGUGAUAACUUCCCAUACGGCAUUGUGCCCUCGGACACAUACUACCUAUUAUUACUACCCAAUGAUGAUCAACCACAUGGGUAUCUACUUCCAGAGAUCGUCCAAAAGAUGCCAUGGACGUCUCACUUCCAAGUCAAUCACAGCACGCCGCAGACCGUUUCAGUGCUAGACUCCUCCCAUGGAAAAGACACAGCUAGCGCAGUCAAUGCGGCGUUCGCAGAGCUGAUCAAUAUCUGCAUCGAGCAGAACCUCUUCCACAUUCUAGAUGGCAAACACAGCGAACCGUUCGCAAUCGUGAGCGCAAAAUACCCCGUUCACAUGGAGCGCUUCGCUGCCGCGCUCUUUGGUAUUACUAGCCGCGGCGCAUACAUUACGGCGUACACCAAAAACCCCGAAGGGGAGAUGAAGCUCUGGAUCGGCCGUCGUGCGGCUCAUUUGUAUACGAGCCCCGGGAUGUUAGACGCGACCGUAGCAGGCGGCAUCAAAGCGGGCUCCAGCCCCCUCGAAACCAUCAUCCACGAAGCCGACGAAGAAGCUUCCCUCCCGGAGGAUUUAGUGCGUGAGCGUGUGCGCUCAGUCGGCGUCCUGACGUACAUCACCGCAACCGGCGCCGAUUUUCCCGGGGAAAAGGGGCUUAUCAUUCCGGACAUCAUAUACGUCCACGACCUCGAACUUCCCAGCGACGUCAUCCCGAAACCGAAUGAUGACGAAGUCGAGACGUUCUAUCCUAUGACUGUCGAAGAAGUACAAAAGGGGUUGCUGAAUGGGAACUUCAAGCCUGACUCAGCAGCUGUGCUUAUUGACUUCUUUAUUAGACAUGGUGUUAUUACUGCGGAUAACGAGAAGGAUUUUAUUGAGCUGAGUAUGCGGUUACAUCGUAGACUGCCUUUUAGAACGCCUUGAUACCGGGAUGAAGGUUUUACGUUAUGAUGAUUAUGGUCUAUACCUAAGAGAUGGUCGGGGACGCAUAGAAUUAGGAAUAGAUUGCCGUCACCAGGGCUGGGGAUGGCUUCUUGAGUAUGAUACCUGGGUAAAAGCUGAAUUAGUAUUGGAGGGGCAUCAUGCUACUCGAGGAGACUACUAUUUUCUUGUAGUUGCUAGCCCUUGGAUGCAGGAGUUCAAGCCGAAUAUCAGAAGUAUGAAGUAGGGAACUGUGAAAUCAAUUCGUAAGGGGGCUACUGAAGACGUUGGUAUGAUGGCCCAACCAAGGUGUGGCUAUGGUCUAUGGUCACCUCUACCUCGUGGUUUCAAAGGGUCGGGGAUCAAAGACAGGGGAAAUAAGUAAAGUACUAUGGCCCUAUAAUGGGAAUUUAUUGCUUAUUGUUACUUGGCGGGGUUAGAGUGAUUGAAGGAUAGAAACACUUCUAUACGUGAAGCAGUCAGGUAGAAUAGAAUAGCAA